Messenger RNA from Trichoderma atroviride IMI 206040, 861 nucleotides. RefSeq lists its product as uncharacterized. The record is from RefSeq and is a predicted model, not a curated record. NCBI's taxonomy places the organism in Eukaryota, Fungi, Ascomycota, Sordariomycetes, Hypocreales, Hypocreaceae. Gene Ontology annotation, molecular function: oxidoreductase activity.
AUGUCUCCUCAAACUUGGCUCGUUACAGGCGCCUCAUCAGGCCUUGGCCUCCAUCUCGCCAUUGUCGCUGCAAAGCAAGGCAACAAGGUCGUUGCCACAACGCGCUCACCGAAGAAAGCCCAGCAAACUCAAGAAAAGAACAUCAGCUUCGCUUACCUUGACCAGAAUGAGCCUCUGGACAAGAUCAAGCAAGAUAUGAACAACAUUAUUUCAUCACAUGGUCCAAUCGAUGUCAUCGUCAACUGUGCGGCUUACGUCCAAAUGGGGGUUCUGGAAGAUCUCUCGCCUGAAGACACACAUCAACAAUUCCAAACAAAUGUUUUCGGAGCACUGAAUGUAUACCGCGCCAUUCUUCCUCACAUGAGGAGCAGAAAAUCCGGAACUCUGGUAACCAUCGGAUCAAUGGCCGCAUGGUUUGCUCAUCCAGCCGCCAGUGUAUACAAUGCCUCCAAGGCAGCUCUGCGCUUGCUCAGUUUUGGUCUUGCUGCUGAAGUUAAGCCACUUGGCAUCAAACACUUGCUGGUCGAGCCCGGCCGAUUCCGCACAGAGUUGUUGAAGCAGAAUGGAGAUUUCAGAUCAAUAAGUGGGAGCAACGGCAUCGCGGAUUACCGAGAGAUCAGCGAAGAAAACCAGCGCGUCAUUGCGUUUGAGGCCGACAAGCAGCGAGGAGACCCUGUCAAGGGUGCUCAGGUCAUCUACGACGUGGUUACGUCCAGUGGCGUAGCUAAGGGCAAAGAAAUGCCUUCGUUCUUGCCCUUGGGUGUUGAUGCCAUCGAGGACAUCACUGCAGCCGCCCAGGCUGCGAUUGAUGUGUGUCAGGAGUGGAAAGAGAUUGCUAGCUCCACGGAUUUGGAUUUGUAG